AUGCGCCGCCGGAGAAAACGUGCGUUGAUCGCGGGCGAGUAUUUUUUUCCCGCGGAAAAACUCUCCCCGCGCGAACGUUUGUGUCGAAAAAAUAAACAAAAAUCAACAAGUCACGGCCACGUCGGCGGCCGUGCUACGGCCUUCGGUCCGUGGCGUGUCCGUGAAUCGUAUUGUUGUAUUAUAACCAUAGGUGCGGUAACCUGGUGAAUUUUCGCGGGUGUGAACAAAAUUUCGGACUCACCGAAAAACAAUAUUUUCAAUACAUUUUUUCAGUUUUUGUUUAUAAUUAUAAUUACAUUAUAAAAUUUUCAAUUUAAAAUUCUUGACAUGUUUCAACUGCAAACCCUAUGCCUAUGCGAAUAAUAAUAAUAUCAAGACUCGGAAGUAUUAAUCAGCGUUUGCAUAUAAUAUAAUUUUUGGUGACAUCUGGAACUUUCCAAGUAAGAAACAAAUUUGUUUCGUACUUCACUGGUGUCACACACGAAUCGUUUUGUUUCAUAUUUAGGACUUAUAGAACUGCAAAAGCGAAUCCAAGACAAGAUAACGGAGAAGAUGGGCGAUAUUUAAAACGCACUAUCAGGCACACACAUACAAUACAAAUCGAGCUCAGAGUAUGUCGGGGUCAAGAGUAAAUUAGGGAGCGAACGAGGGGGGCGAUUACCUCCAUAACCCCUCCCCUCCUGGAUCCGUCAAUGUUAUAGUUCUUUAUUAGGGCUAUUUAGUUAUGGCGCUUUGCUUUUCAAACAACACGACUAAACGCGUCCGAAAAAGACCGUCGCAUUCGGUCGUUAUCGCCGAUCUUAUCGGAUAAUUGCGUUCGUUGUCGAUAGUUCGAUUAUUUAUCGUUUAUCGUGUCGGAAUGUCGAUUUUAUUUCACAAAUUCUCUGAUUUUCAGCGCGUAUAAAAAAAAAAGCGCUACAAAUGUUAAAUUUUUUUUGCGUUGUUAUACUCGCGAGCCCUGAAUAUAACUCGGUGUGUUUACGUAAUAUUAGUAUACACACGUCGCACACUGCGCAAUGUUAAUAAUAAUUAGUGAGUUUUUGUUUACGGCCGGUGUGAAUCUUGUUUUGCGUACGGUGAUCCAAACGUAAAAAAAAAAAAAAACUACUACUACUACUACUACUACUACUACUACUACUACUUUUACUACUACGAGUACUAUACGCCCGCCGCACACGUAUAUUUUCAGACAAUUAUGGCGAAAACCCAUUUGUACAUACGAUUAUCAUUUUACACACGUCGUAGUAAUAGUAAUAGUAAUAAUAAUACCAUCGUACAGAAUGUAAAUACAGGCCCAUUAAUAAAUUAUUAUAUAUAUAUAUAUAUAUAUAUGUAUUACAUAUAUAUAAAUGGGUACAACUUGUAAACCAAUAAUUUUAUCUGCCGUGUGAGUAAUUCGUAUUUCGUGUACGUUGAGUUGCUGCAGUCGUGUCGAAAACGAUUUCGUUUUUAUUUUUGGACGCGAAUUAGGUAAGAAUCGCUAGACGGAGAAAUGCGCGAACACGACGUUCUAAUAGUCGGUCGAAUUCCCGUCAUACUUAUCGCUAAUUUUUUUUUUUUUGUACUUUAGGGUGCGUUAUCUUACCCGUCAGAAAUACAUAAAGAAAUUGAUCGAUCGAGUUUCAGGCACGUCUCCGAGGGGGUGAGUGAUCCCCCCCCUAGGCUCCGCACGAUGAUCCGUAUUUCACGAAAUAUUUAAUGUCUUUGAAUCUUUAAAUUGCGAAAAAAAAUUGGAAUGCACAUUAUAAUAUUGUGGCGUAGCGCCAGAUAGAACGGUCUUCUAACGAAAAAACGGUUCUGAGCGAAGUUUGGUUGAUAGUGUUGCUUUGUCAUCAAUAUAUAUGUCAUAUUAUGGUAAAACAAUUAAUAAGCAUUACAUAUUUUCUUUGAUAAUAUUUAUUUAAAUUAUACCUACCUAUUUUCCCGUAUUUCCUACGUUUUUCCCAUGUUUUUUCCGGUUUUCCUAAUUUUUUAGAAAAAUUCCUGGGAAAAAUCGAAAAAUCGCCUCCAUAAAAUACCUCCCAGUCAGAUUUUCUUUCAGAAAAAUGCUAUCAUUGUUAAUCGGAGCAAGAUUUCUGGUAGAAAAGUUGUUCACAGAUUAAAAAAAAAAUAUAAUAUUAAUAAUAAACAUCAUUUUAAAACCAAUACAUUCUUCGCUCCACUCAGAAUCUAAAAUCGUUUUUUUUUUUUUAUGGUUACACGUAAUUUGGUUUUACUGUCGUUCUCGCGCGUAAUAAUAUAGCAACAAACAUCAUACAUCACACUUCAACGAUUUCGACCUUCGAUUGAGUUUAUGGCAAAAAAGAUAUGUGUAUACAUUAUAUAAUAUUAAAUAAUAUUUAUUUAACAUAUUUAACAAUAUUUUAUAUAACAUUAAUAUAUAUUUUAUAACGAAGAGUAUUUACUAUACCUUGGCCAAUAGGUUUUUUUAAUAUUUCCGAUCGCUUGUAUAUGAAUGGUUAAAAUUUAGAUGAAUUAAUGGGGUGUCGUCAAAAUCUUGAACGGCAACGUCUGUUUGAACGGCAAAAUCUUGAAUCGAAAAGAUCGGCCGGAUCUAUUAUUUUUUCAAGAUUUUGCGGGUUCAAAUGAUUGUCAUUCAAGAUUUUGGCGUUCAAAUGUUUGCUGUUUAAGAUUUUACCGUAAUUAUUUAUUUAAGAUAUUGGCGAAAUUAUUUAUUCAAUAUUUUGCCGCUCAAGAAUUUGCUAUUCAAGAUUUUACUGUUCAAGGUGAUGCAGUUUAA
Cinara cedri is the source of this 2740-nucleotide messenger RNA. The record is from the annotation of a GenBank genome assembly. Lineage: Eukaryota; Metazoa; Arthropoda; Insecta; Hemiptera; Aphididae.